This is a messenger RNA of Megalopta genalis, 926 nucleotides long. RefSeq names its product 5'-deoxynucleotidase HDDC2. Gene Ontology annotation, molecular function: 5'-deoxynucleotidase activity. The record is from RefSeq and is a predicted model, not a curated record. NCBI's taxonomy places the organism in Eukaryota, Metazoa, Arthropoda, Insecta, Hymenoptera, Halictidae. Gene Ontology annotation, cellular component: cytoplasm.
ACAGUUCAAAUUGCCACCAUUUCUUUGACAACGAAGUUAAAGUGGGGGAAGCUCGUUUUGCUAAAGCUAGAGAGUCGAGUUUUGAUGUCCUCACUCUCAGACCUGCUUAUGUAUCAUGUGGUAUCAGACAAAACAUUCAGUGACAAAUGAUUCGUGUACGAAUGAACAGUAUUCGUUUAUAGAGCAAUUAAGAGUGGUAAAUUGUAACUCGGGCAUUGUGCGCGUAGUUGAAACAACGUAGCAAAAGCUCGCGAUUGCAGACAUUUAAUUGUGCAUUCAUUUUUAUUAUUCAUCUCAGCGAAGGACAACAAAUUAUCCAUUGUUCGACAUGGACCUCCAGAAUUUACAAGAAUUCAUGGAAUUAAUUGGACGACUGAAGCACAUGAAGAGGACAGGAUGGGUCAUUAGAAAUGUCUCAGAUCCAGAGACAAUCGCAGGGCACAUGUAUCGAAUGGCCAUGUUAUCAUUCCUAGUGGAUAAUAAUGAACAGUUGGAUAAAAUCAAAAUCAUGCAGAUGGCUUUAAUCCAUGACUUAGCAGAGUGCAUUGUAGGAGAUAUAACACCUCAUUGUGGCGUUGAUCCAGAUGAAAAACAUAGACGAGAAGAUGAAGCUAUGAAAACAAUUUGUAAUCUCUUGGGCGAUAAGGGACCGAUGAUAUUGGAAAUGUUUAGAGAAUAUGAAAAACAAGAAACACCUGAAGCAAAAUACGUGAAGGAUUUGGACAGACUAGAUUUAAUGAUGCAGGCAUAUGAGUAUGAGAAGAGGGAUAAUGUUCCCGGCAUUUUGGAGGAGUUUUUUGUUGCGACCAAUGGAAAAAUUAGACAUCCUUUCAUCAACAAAAUGGCAUCUGAAAUUAAGGAAAGAAGGGAAGCUCUAUAUCGCAAUUCAUCUAAUCCAAAAUGAAUUGUGUAACAAAUGAUAUAGU